Messenger RNA from Alosa alosa (allis shad), 2876 nucleotides. RefSeq names its product GTPase IMAP family member 8-like. NCBI's taxonomy places the organism in Eukaryota, Metazoa, Chordata, Actinopteri, Clupeiformes, Clupeidae. The record is from RefSeq and is a predicted model, not a curated record. Gene Ontology annotation, molecular function: GTP binding.
AUGGUAUAUGUGAGACUAAUGCUUCUUUGGAAUUCGGAUCUCAGAGGAAUGAAUGAUUCUUGUAGUGAAGGUGUUCUACGAGACAUAUAGUAGCUCACACACCAAGUCAAGAGUUAUAUUGGUUGUCCAAAUCCAUUAAAGUCAUUCUGAGCUUCUCAGAGGGCGGAAUAUUGUGGGAUCAAUGCCAAGAGCUGAAACAUUUGGUCUCAUCUGCCUGAGUUCAGUCAUGUUGGAACCAUGAAGCAACUGUUUUUAUCAGAGUGAAAGAAUGAUGAUUUUGAAAGUUCAGUGAAACCAAAGCAAGAGAGAUGACAGCUGAAGGACUACAGCUCUGCAGGGGUGCUAUCCCCAAUCUCUCAGAAGUGAGGAUUGUGCUGCUGGGGAACAGAGAAGCUGGGAAGAGUUCAGCAGGAAACACCAUCCUGGGCAGAGAGGAGUUUGACCCUGAUGUGAGAACACUGCAGUGUGUGAAGAGACAGGGAGAAGUAGCAGGGAGACAGGUCACUGUGGUGGACACUCCAGGAUGGAAGGAUUAUGAUCUCAAUAUUUCUAUUGAUUCUCCUAAACUCCUGAAGCAGGAGAUUGUUCUCAGUGUGACUCUGUGUCCUCCAGGACCUCAUGCUUUUCUGCUGGUCAUCCAUGAGAACAUGACCUUCACAGAUGCAGAGAGAAAUGCCACAUCAAACCACCUGAGUCUUCUGGGCCAUGGAGCCUGGAAACACUCUCUAGUUCUGUUCAUUCAUGAGACUCCUGCAGAAGAGAAAGCCUUUGAGGUUAAAGCGAAAAUGCUCCAACAACUUCUAAAAAGAUGUGGGAACAGAUAUCAUGUCCUUAACAACAACAACAAGGAUGAUACGCAAAUCACAGAGCUGCUGCAGAAGAUAGAAGAGAUGGUGGGAAGAAACAGUGGCCAUCACUAUGAAAUAAACAGAGAAAUAAUACAGAAGGUUGAAGAGAAGAGGGCAGAAGAAGAGAGGAGAGCAGAGGAGAGAAGAAAUAAACUCCAGAGACUAGGAGGUGCACUGCUUCCAGAUCUCAGAAUUGUGCUGCUGGGAUUUAAAGAUGCUGGGAAGAGUUCAUCAGGAAACACCAUCCUGGGCAGAGAGGAGUUUCAGUCUGGACAGAGAACUGCUGUUUGUGUGAAGAGACAAGGAGAAGUAGAAAGCAGACAGGUCACUGUGGUGGAGACACCUGGAUGGAAUGGCCAUUCAGUGAACAGCCCUGAAAUGGUCAGAAGAGAGAUUGUGCUGAGUCAGUGUUUGUGUGAUCAGGGACCCCAUACUUUUUGUUUAGUUAUAAGAGUGGACACUGCUUUCACAGAGGAACACAAAACAUCACUUCAGCAUCACUUAUUUCUUCUCAGUGAGAAGGUGUGGAGUCACACCAUGGUGCUGUUCACCCAUGGAGACUGGCUGGGAAACACAACCAUUGAGCAGUACAUUGAAAGUGAAGAACACAUCAGAUAUCUGGUAGAGAAAUGUGGGAACAGAUAUCAUGUUCUCAACAAUGAGAACAAAAGUGACAGAACACAGAUCACAGAGCUGAUGGAGAAGAUGGAGGAAAUUAUCUCUGGAAACGGAGGCCGUCACUAUGAGAUGGACAGAAAGAGACUGGAGGAAGUGAAGGAGAGGAGGGAGAAAGAAGAACAGAGAGCAACAGAGAGACUGAUGAAUGUGAAGAGGCAAAGACAACACCUCCAGUCGCUGAAGCGUGACAGAACACAGAUCACAGAGCUGAUGAAGAUGGAGGAAAUUAUCUCUGGAAACGGGGGCCAUCACUUUGAGAUGGACAGAAAGAAACUGGAGGAAGUAAAGGAGAGAAGAAAACAACAGACACAGAGAGCAGAGGACAGACGGAUGUGGGUCUACAGGCAGAUAUCUGCUUUCCAAUUCUCAGGAGGUGAUGCUCUAUUCCUCUCAAGCAUGAGUGUUGUGCUUUUGGGAUUCAGAAAUGCUGGGAAGAGUUCAUCAGGAAACACCAUCCUGGGCAGGGAGGAGUUUGACCUGAAGAGAAGAACACCUCAGUGUGUGAAGAGACAGGGAGAAGUAGCAGGCAGACAGGUCACUGUGGUCGAGGCUCCAGGAUGGUGGGGUGAUGCCACAGUCAACACCACUCCUAAGCUCACUAAACAGGAGAUUAUCCAAAGUGUGUCUCUGUGUCCUCAAGGACCACAUGCUGUCCUUCUAGUUAUACCUGUAGCUUGUAGGUUUACAGAGGACAACAACAAAAGUGUGCGGGACCAUUUUGACAUUAUUGGUAAAAAUAUUUUGAGGCAAAUUGUCCUUUUCACCUAUGGAGACUGGCUGGGAGACACAUCCAUUGAGCAGCACAUUGAGAGUGAAGGAGAAACCCUGCGGUGGAUCAUUGGGAAAUGUGGGAACAGAUAUCAUGUCCUCAACAACAAGGACUGGACUGAUGAUACACAAGUAACAGAGCUGCUGGAGAAGAUAGAACAGAUGGUGGUAAUAAAUGGAGGUGCUCACUAUAAAAGACCACAAGAAGAGAGAAGACGGACGUUUUUCUCCAGAGGUUUGAAAUGGAAUAGAGCAGAUGACCAGAACAGAGCGAUGGAUGAGGCUGCAGCACGAUUGGAUGAGAUGACUCUGCAGGGAAGCAUGGCAUCUCCCCCUCUGAUGUGUGGAGAUGACAGAUCGGAGAUGUUCACAGUGGAAAGCUCAGGCUAUGGCACAUACCCAUCACCAGCACCUUCUGUAGCCUUGUCUGAAGCCUCCGCUGAAUGGGGCUCCCAGGAGUCCAUACACACUGAGUGGAGUGUCCAGGGGAGCACUGGAGGGGGAGAGUGAAAUACUGAUGCUGCUGAAAGUCCAGUAAAGCUGAAGGAAGAGAGAUGGCAGCUGAAGGACCACAGCCCUCCA